AUGGCUGGAUUCAUCGCCAUGGUCUCUGUUUUUCUUGUUGUUGUCGUUGAAAUGUUCUUCGCGAUGAAAGGGGCAGGGCAUGUUCAUGGAAAUGAAUAUGAACAACUUAUUGGUGGCGCCGGGGAAGAGUUUUCACAGCGCGAUCAAAAUACGGAUUCGCCUUCGCAUUACUUGGCACUUGUGACACAGGAGUCAGUAGAAGAUACGUUGUUACUCGACCGAAUACAGGAAACUGAUGCAAUGAGGAGCAUGGACCGAGAUCCAGGUUCUGUGCCGAUGGAAUCUCCAGGUUGCCAUAGGCAAACAUCUUCGAAGGAUACAACCGGGCACAAGGAAAAUGAUGACGCGGACUUUAAUGGCCUCAAUCGCCUUGGAGCUUUUCAUUCCAACAAUGGACAGCAAAGCUGCUACCCUCCUGGCGAGCAUCGCCUUACAGACCGGUCAAAUAGACAGGACGAUACGAACUUGUACCCACAGAACCCCCAGCGCAAGUUACUUCAAUGUCUUCUCCUUGAAGCGGGGAUCCUUUUCCACAGCAUAUUUAUCGGCAUGGCGCUUAGCGUUGCAACUGGGGCAUCUUUUCUCGUUCUACUUGUGGCCAUCUGCUUCCAUCAAACAUUCGAAGGUUUUGCUCUUGGGUCGCGUAUCGCAUCACUUAUCCCAGACCUCUUUGCCCCGACUUCUAUUAAACCAUGGCUCAUGUCGCUUGCAUACGGGACGACCACUCCCAUAGGGCAGGCUAUUGGUUUAAUGCUACAUAAUCUAUAUGACCCCGCGAGCACUGCGGGCCUGCUCAUGGUUGGGAUCACAAAUGCCAUUAGCAGUGGACUCCUGCUUUUUGCAGGACUUGUGGAACUCCUGGCUGAAGACUUUCUAAGUGAUUCAAGUUAUACAACACUCAAGGGCCGGAGACGCGUCGAAGCUUGUGUUGCAGUUGCUAGCGGAGCUCUGCUGAUGGCUCUUGUUGGUGCAUUUGCCUGA
Aspergillus tanneri is the source of this 981-nucleotide messenger RNA. Its product is annotated as putative ZIP family zinc transporter. The coding region runs from base 1 to 981 and encodes 326 amino acids. Gene Ontology annotation, molecular function: zinc ion transmembrane transporter activity. The record is from RefSeq and is a predicted model, not a curated record. The transcript has a single exon. Gene Ontology annotation, biological process: zinc ion transmembrane transport. Gene Ontology annotation, cellular component: plasma membrane. NCBI's taxonomy places the organism in Eukaryota, Fungi, Ascomycota, Eurotiomycetes, Eurotiales, Aspergillaceae.